Molecule: messenger RNA, 3727 nt
Organism: Sus scrofa (pig)
Lineage: Eukaryota; Metazoa; Chordata; Mammalia; Artiodactyla; Suidae
Gene: RAB14
Product: RAB14, member RAS oncogene family
Biological process (GO): endocytic recycling; defense response to bacterium; phagosome maturation
Cellular component (GO): recycling endosome; phagocytic vesicle; trans-Golgi network
Molecular function (GO): GTP binding; GTPase activity
Source: RefSeq, a predicted model, not a curated record
AGGGGCGUGGCCAGCAGGCCCGGCCCCGGCCACCUUCUUCCGGGCUCCUCCAGCUGCGCGCGCAUCCUCCUCCCCCCUUCUUUUGUGGUCCGACCCAUUGCGAGGGUGACAGGAAACCCUGUGCAGGGAGCGCCGCCAUCUUGGACCUGCCCGAGGAAGAUCCUGAGGGAGCUGCAGGAGCAGUCGCCGCUGCUACCGCCACUGCCGCCCGCACGUCUGCAACUCCUCGGCCAGCCCGCUACUUGCCGGGCCCUUGGCCUACCGCUUCCGCCCCUCUCCUGCUGCGCCCGCCCUCCUCUUCCUCGACCUGACGCCCCCCUCCCGCCCGGAAAGCUGCCCAGCCACCAGCAACCCCCAGUGCCACCAUGGCAACUGCACCAUACAACUACUCUUACAUCUUUAAAUAUAUUAUUAUUGGGGACAUGGGAGUAGGAAAAUCUUGCUUGCUUCAUCAAUUUACAGAAAAAAAGUUUAUGGCUGACUGUCCUCACACAAUUGGUGUUGAAUUUGGUACAAGAAUAAUUGAAGUUAGUGGCCAAAAAAUCAAACUGCAAAUUUGGGAUACAGCAGGACAGGAGAGGUUUAGAGCUGUCACACGAAGCUACUACAGAGGAGCUGCAGGAGCACUUAUGGUGUAUGAUAUUACUAGAAGAAGUACAUAUAACCACUUAAGCAGCUGGUUGACAGAUGCAAGGAAUCUCACCAAUCCAAAUACGGUAAUAAUUCUCAUAGGAAAUAAAGCAGAUUUGGAGGCACAAAGAGAUGUUACAUAUGAAGAAGCCAAACAGUUUGCUGAAGAAAAUGGCUUAUUGUUCCUUGAAGCAAGUGCAAAAACGGGAGAGAACGUAGAAGAUGCUUUCCUUGAGGCUGCCAAGAAAAUCUAUCAGAACAUUCAGGAUGGAAGCUUGGAUCUGAAUGCUGCCGAGUCUGGUGUACAACACAAACCUUCAGCCCCACAAGGAGGCCGGCUAACCAGUGAACCCCAACCCCAGAGAGAAGGCUGUGGUUGCUAGUGACCUCUUUGCCGUGGCUCUCAUUUGACCUUUCACCUCUGUCUGUUGGAAGCAGUACUUUUUACUGCCUCAUUGUCUUCUGUACAUCUUACUGGGUUUAAUUAAAAAGAAAAAAACAACUCUGUUGUAAAAAACAGUUUAACACGAUACUAAACUGCUAAACAACUAGAUGUAAUCAGGUUAUCAAAGGCAAGUAGAGUAAUAAAUCUCUCCUGCAUGGUAAAUCUAGACUUUUUUUCCCCCUUGAUUGUCCUCGUGAUAGGUAUGUCACCAAUACAUGAUUUAAACUGAGCACUGAUGCCGGACUUGAUUUUUACCCCUUCCUCUUUUUGGCAAGGCUUUGUCUCAUUGUACGGUUUAAUUUGAUGAUGUCUUAAGCCUUUCUUCCCAUCUUUAGCUGUUCAAGUAUGUCUGUUGUAACCCGUAAGUUUAUUGCUGUGAAAUGACUUCUGAUGAUAGAGAAGGGGUUCUUAUAACACCUUUUGUUUUUGUUUUUGUUGGAUAAAUUCCCUGUUGUGUGGGUGGCAUUUUUCUUGAGGAGGUUUGCUUCUGUCUUAGCCUUGCACGGGGAAAAUAUCCAUUUAUCUUUUCUCUUGUGUUUAAUUAAUAGCUUUAUCUUUUUUUUUUUACACCAUUUUAUCUUUUCCUCUUUAGCAGAAAGUAAAUAUGUAUAAAAUUUGAAGGAACCGAACUAACAAUACAUUCUGUGUAUAUUAUUUUAAUGAAGAAAAUAAAUUGAUUACUGGCAUUGGAACAGUAUAAAAUACCAGUUUGUACAGUAUGACCUGUAUGUGACCAUGUUUCUCCCUUUCAUUUCAUAUAAGGAAAUAGACACAACUGCAGUUCACACAAUAUACUGGCUCCACCCUUUGGUGCUGGCAGUGUUUGGGGACAUUAUGCUGGAAAGAGCUCCUGGCGUGAGAGGAUUAACACUAGCAGAUUCUGUUCCAUCUUUGCACUGUGGCUUACCUGCUGAUUUUCUUAACUGUUCUUGUGCAAUCAACAAUGUGCUAACCUGCUUUUCUCUUUUUGUAAACGUUUUGCAUUACAGGCUGCAUUUCUUGCCUUACUGUAUAGAAAAAGAAAAAAGGCUGGGUUUAUUAUUGCACAUUUUAAGCUUUUAUACCUUUAUCUUCCUUGGAAUGGUGAGAUUCUGAACCAGACAGCCAGAACCGCAGGUCUGCUGUUAAGGGAUUUUAAAUUGUGCAUUUUUUAAUACUACAGUGAAAUAACUUAAGAGAUCCCUUGUGUUCUUAGUAUGAGGGGCUAUUUUUUGUCAUGUUGGCAUAAAUUGUUUUGUAAAAGGGAAAGUGUUUCUAACGGUGUUUCAAUGUUUGUGCUGAUAUAAAGUAAGUUAUUACUUUACACUUCGGUGGUUUGGCCACUGACAGAAUACUGUAUUGAGCAAGGGAAACAAUCUUAUUUCUUUAGACAACAAACCUAUCUUUUAUCACGUUCUGUACUUCUGUUGAUUUUUGAGUUUAGGGUUCAGGUUGGGAACUGAGAAGUUAUUUGAAGUAGGAUAGGUAAACUUCUGUGUAUGAUAUAAAAAAUGUACUCCCAGCUCAACUGCUGUGUUCAAAAAUACACAUUUUAAAUCCCUAUUUACAGACACUAAAGUAAAAAAAUACAGCUUUCUGGGUUGUAAACAUGUGGUAGUACCAGAGUAUUGUAUAGUCAAUGUUAAUAAAAGCCAAAACUGGAAUGUGCAGAAAAUAGGAUUUGGUUAAUUUGUGGACUCAUCUUUAUGUCUGUCUUUGUUUAACUUUUUGAAAAACAACAUACCUGGAGUCAGGUGGUAUAUUCUGUUAAAGACUUAGACAGUGAUCCAUUUUGCUUACACUGUUGCAUCACAAGGGACUCGCCCAGGGACCAUGACCUGCUGGUGUGUGUAUAUAUUUACAAAAACAAAACAAACAAACCACCCAUUGGGAUAUAAGGUAGCAAUCACAAACUAAAGACUGCGGCUUGUUUAGGUGCAAUACCCUGAUUCCCAAAGUUAGUUACAGUGGGUCUUAUUGUUUUUGUGACAGGAUUUAUUCAGACUGCUGUACUCUUCAUUUGAUGUAACAAAAUGCUAUUAAUCUAAAUAUUUGUAAAUAAAGUACCUGUAUCUAGAUUAAAUUAAAAUUGUUUGCGUUAUUUUCUGAACUAUAAUAGGCUUUCAUAUUUUCUUCAGGCAAACAGUUAUUUGGCGUUAAGUUGCCAGUUUUUAUUGCAGAAUUUUCCUUAUUUGUAUAAAAAGACAAGUCUACAUACAUAGCAUAUAAAUCCACAUUGCUCAGUAAAUGAGCUGCAUUUUAUCCCUGCGUUCAUAUCACAUUUGCAAUGUUUUUCAAUCUUUUUCAGUGUGAGAUCAGCACAUUUGGUGCCUGAUAGUGUUCUCCCUUGACUGUACUUGGGGCCAAAUUCUGUUUGCACAUGUAAUUCCCUAUGAUAAACUUGGGUGCUCAAAAACAGAAGCAGACUGUCAUAUUGUAACGUGUGCCAGACACUGAGCAAGUACACUUUGGAGAGAAUGUGAAAUUCUUUCAAUUUUUAAUCCCUGGAGAGCUUACUACUUUGUGUGAUCACCUGCUUUUCUGGGUUACUCCUUGCCCUUGCAUCUGUGAGGCCCUCCUGAUUAGUAACUGGUGCUCAGUACUCUAUGCGUUAGACAUUCCAGUAUGAUGUUCAAGUAUUUUUCAUGGACAAUAAAGUGUUUGAUGCAGUAA